Molecule: messenger RNA, 942 nt
Organism: Penicillium canescens
Lineage: Eukaryota; Fungi; Ascomycota; Eurotiomycetes; Eurotiales; Aspergillaceae
Exons: 3
Coding region: 1-942 (313 amino acids)
Biological process (GO): transmembrane transport; carbohydrate transport
Cellular component (GO): membrane
Molecular function (GO): carbohydrate:proton symporter activity
Source: RefSeq, a predicted model, not a curated record
AUGGAGAAGAAGUGCCUGUCUGAUACUGGCAAUGACUACCCUGCUCAUGUAGAGACUGCGUCCUUGAGCCAUGUCCAAACAGGAAUGAUCCUCCCCCGAGGAUCCACGGCGUCCGCCGACGAACGCAAUGGUAUUCCAGUUUGGGAGUUACGUCGCACCUAUACCAAGAGCGGACUCCGGGGGCUGUUCUCUUCCAAAUAUGUGUUCCUGUGUGCACUCUUUGCUACCAUGGGAGGUAUUCUCUUCGGUUAUGACCAGGGCGUGGUCUCGAUUACGCUUGUGAUGCCUCAGUUCCUCGAGGAGUUUCCUGAUGUUUCCCCAAGUGCCCCAGGAGCUGGAUUCAAGAAGGGCCUUAUGACCGCUAUUCUUGAGUUGGGGGCUUUUCUUGGUGCCCUAAAUCAGGGCUGGAUCGCCGACAAGAUAUCCCGCAAAUGGAGCAUAUUUACUGCUGGCUGUAUCUUCCUCCUUGGUGCUGCUCUACAGACUGGAGCUGUCUCCUAUGCUAUGUUGACCGUCGCACGUUUUGUAGGAGGCGUUGGCGUGGGAAUGCUUGCUAUGGUCGCCCCGCUUUACAUCUCCGAGAUUGCUCCUCCUGAGAUUCGAGGAACUCUGCUUGUUCUUCAGGAACUGAGCAUUGUCACUGGUAUCGUUAUCGCCUUCUACAUCACUUAUGGCACGCGCCAUAUUCCAAGUCACUGGUCAUGGCGUCUUCCAUUCCUGAUCCAGAUGAUCCCGGCUCUCUUCAUGAUCGCCGGUGUCUUCAUGUUGCCUUAUUCUCCUAGGUGGCUGUGCCAACGUGGUCGAGACGAAGAAGCUCUUAGGGUACUUGCUAAAAUUCGUGAACUACCCACCAGCGACGAGCGAGUUCUGCAGGAAUGGUGCGAAAUUCGAGCUGAAUGCACAUUUUGCAAGGAGGCAUCAGAAAAAAACACCCCAAACUGA